AUGGAGGAUGUGUCGAAUGUGUUGAAGUUCUUCUAUCGUUCCGUGGCACUGGUACGACUCUAUGGCCUGCGAGGACUCCUCUACUACUGCUUCGGCAGCCAGGUGACGUGGCGCAUCCAGGCCAAGGUUCUCGGGACUCUACAAUAUGACGACGCGAGCCCACUUCAAAAGGCGGCUAUUGUAGCGCAAAUAGUCAUCACCGGACCCAGGUUCGCCGAGCUUAGCAGUACACACUGGGUCGCGCGGGCUUUGUCCCUCUUCAGCGUCCUGGCCUCUCUCAUGGCUGUGUACUACGCCACCACCCAAAGCCGCAUCAUGGGUCGCCUGCACCAGCCGACGCAGGUUUGUGGCUGGAUUCUCGGUCGUAUGCCCCUUGACGGCGAGCUUCUCGGCACGCGAAGGCAGGGCGAUCCGCAGCACCACGAUUUGAUGCGUCAGAGGACCUGUAACAGUGUGCGUGAGCUGACGCAAAAAUACUUCUGCCCGAGCAUCACCUUCGUCUUAACUGUGCCCGCGCCGCAGAUGUUCUUGUCUUCGUCGCUCCUGUCACUACUCCUUGUUGUGGGCGUGUAUUUCGGCUUCGUGUGGACACGCGCGGUGGACAAUGACGCCGGGUAUGGCGACAGUCGAAACAUCCUGAUUGUGUACCUGGUGUCGGUCAUGGCGUGCUUCAGGGUGUACUCGGUAUCGCAGCUUUUGCAGGAUGACGAAUGGCCAUUUGGAAUAAGGAAUUGCGCUGAUCUAUGCAGAAGCAUUCUUGCGGCGUCCUCAUAA
Messenger RNA from Beauveria bassiana ARSEF 2860, 774 nucleotides. RefSeq lists its product as uncharacterized. Lineage: Eukaryota; Fungi; Ascomycota; Sordariomycetes; Hypocreales; Cordycipitaceae. The transcript is spliced from 3 exons. Bases 1 to 774 code for a protein of 257 amino acids. The record is from RefSeq and is a predicted model, not a curated record.